GGAAAAGGAAUGGGGCAAGUGGCGACUAUUCCCCUGCGGAGCGGCUCCUACGUCCUGGAACUACAUGAAUGGUAUAGAAAGUUCGUGCAGGAAUGUCCCAGUGGACUCAUCACCCUCCAUGAAUUUCGGAAGUAUUUCUGUGACUGCACGGUGGGCACAGAAUCCUCUGAAUAUGCAGAGAAGAUAUUUCGGAACCUGGAUAAAAAUGGGGACGGGAUUGUGGAUUUCCGGGAAUACGUUACGGCUAUCAGUAUGUUGGCGCAGGGGUCCCCGGAGGAGAAGCUCCGUUGGUCGUUCGAGCUGUACGACAAGGACAGAGACGGGACAAUCACUCGCUGUGAGAUGUUGGACAUAAUGAAGGCCGUUUACAAAAUGAGUUUGGCGACUUCUCUGGCGCAGUCCAACCCCCCGACGGCCGAGGAAUGUACCAACCGGAUCUUUAUUCGACUGGACAAGGACCACGAUGCUCUGAUCAGCCUGCAGGAAUUCAUAGAUGGGUCCCUGGAUGACGAUUGGAUACGGGACAUGUUGGAAUGUGACCUGCGGACCCUCCAUGUCCAGAGACCCCACAAACAUAUCCACCUGCUCUCCCACUCCUCCCGGGACAACCUGUUCCUCAAUGAAUUCAGCCAAGAGCAUCAAUAGAACCAGCCGGAACCUAUUUAUUCCCCGAGCAGAAUCUCCCGCCCCCCCCCCCCCCAUUCCCCCAAUGGUGUUUAUAUUCUGUGCAGGGGGGGCACCCCUUCAUUUUUUUACUUUGGAUUUGUAUUUGUCUAAAUGAAACAUUAAGAUUUGAUUAUUCA
Messenger RNA from Xenopus tropicalis (tropical clawed frog), 803 nucleotides. RefSeq lists its product as uncharacterized. Gene Ontology annotation, molecular function: calcium ion binding. Lineage: Eukaryota; Metazoa; Chordata; Amphibia; Anura; Pipidae. The record is from RefSeq and is marked provisional.